GCUUUACCGGCACGUCUGGCGGUGGUGCGCCUAACAAAAACAUUUUCCCACAAGGAAUACAAAAAAAGAGAUGCGCAAUCAUCUUCAACUUGAUCCUUGAAAGUUAAACGAUCGAAUACGCUUUCGGGAAAUUUUACCAUUUCCAUUUGUGCCAAAGAGUGAAUAUUCGAGGUCUCCAAGAAAAGAAAAGAAGAAUAAUUACCAAACCAAGCUGACCUCGGAAGUGAGUGUGAAUUAGCAGGGGGAAAAAUUGCUGUGGUCCAUGAAAAUCGGCGUAUGAAAAAGAUUUUCAUAUUCCGUCAGUGUAAAGGUGAAACGUUUUUCCGGUGUCAUUGCACAGGAGGUGAAAACACGAAAAAUAUCUCUCGAGAAUUCAAGUGAUUAAUAGCGACUUCAGGUGCAUUCUCUUCAGGCCGGCAGUGUUUUUUUUUGGAUGGACGUGUAAAAGGACUCGAUUGCAUCACACCACGACACGACACGCUAAAGGCGACAGCAGGUGGUGAAGGCUAACAGCGACGCAUGUAUGGAGUGAAGCCUUUGGUUUGGGGAUCCGGAUAGUAUGAAUAGUUUAUCGACCGGCCGCCGCCGCAACGCUAACGACAAACACUUGGCCGGACCCGAUGCGAUAAUUGGCCCGGCACGAUGAGAUGGUUUAAACGAUCGACCGAGUCGCCGAAACUGCUCAGCCUGUCCCCGCUGCGACACUCCGAGUCCGGGAAUGUCUACGGCGGUAAUGAACCGUCCGGGCUGGUGCUCCCGCACGAUCAUGAUCGCCGCACAACGAUCCGGCGCAGAAGUGCGGGCGAUGGGGGUGGAGUUUUCGGGAUGAAUCCCGCCGGUGAGACGGCCGAGGAGUUGCUGGUACCGGCUGUUGGGUUAUCCAACUCCCCGUCCAGUGCUUCCACCACGUCCGGUUCGUCCGGUUCGAGUGGAUCCUCACCGUCGACCACCAACUCGUCCAGCUCCUGCACCUCCAGCAGCUCUCCGUUUUCCUACACCAGUGACAGCAAGUGCAGCAGUGGCAGCAAUGGUGGUGGUGGUGGUGGUGGACAUAAAAUUCUUCAGUCCGGAACUGCCACAACGCCAAGGAAAUCCCGUAUAGAUCUGUCUCCCGUCAACUGGGCAAAGCGCACCGGAUCGUCCGGCAUCAACUGCUACAGCAUCGAGGAAGGGCGGGUUAUCGAGCGUCCGAAAGGUCGUUACAUUUCACCGAUACGCAUCAAAAACAAGCAGCAAGCGAUCGCGAACGCAGCAACAACUGGCAGCAGCACACCGGCUUCCACCGGCCAUACACAUCCAUGCACACCCGCCGCCACGUCGACGACAACGACGACCACACCAGUAUCGCGGCGAAUACUGCAGCGAGCCAGUGCCGAUAAGAGCGCGGAUGUGUCCGUCAGCGGUAUCGCAUCGUCCGGUAGCUCCUCGCUGUACAAGCAACUGAGCCGCUCGAUCGGCAAUAUUGUCGAUACGAUCGAGAGCCGCAGCCCGUCCCUCAGCCAACGGUCGAUACCGUACCGGGAGAAGAAGAAUCCGCUCGGCAGCACGCGGCUGUCCUGCUACCAGCCGAUCAGUCUCGAAACGCGUACGAACGCGACGGAAGCGGACGGUAAGGAGCAGCCCGAUCGGAAGCAUGGUGCCGCAACGGUGGGCGGUGGUAGCAGUGCAACGUUGCGAGUGCAAAAAGUGCGACAUCCGCUCUACAAGUCGGUGGAUGAUUUAAUCUUUCUCGGUUCUACCGGUGACGUUAUCGUACCUGUGACGCCAUCGGACGCACGCGCGCCAUCCAGCAUAGCGUCAGAAGCGGCCGCGACGCAGAUCGACACAGCAGCCGAACUGCAACAAAGCACCCUGCACCGAUUAGCGUCCCUAGCGACGACGACGGCUGAUACGAGACGGAACCACCAACACCAUCUCAAGCGCGCUAUCACCGCCGAUGUGGGCAGCAGUGCUCCGAAUUCCACAGCCCCAACCGAUCGACGCUUAUCAUACCCACAAAGCACGGAACGCUCCACCACACGACCGGUGGCAGCUGAGCGUGACGCAAUUGGGCCGGCGACAGCGGAACAGAGUGGACCGGCUAGCGAACUACCAAAGAACGACGAAGCAACGACGGAGCCAAGCAUGAUCAUGAUGGAUCCGGCCGAUCACGACGAAACGUACGGCUUUGCCCAAAUGCGCACAACGCUCGGCCCGAUCGAGACCGCGUAUCGGUUGCGGUUGGAGGCCCUCAAGCAGGAAACCGCCAACGGUGAACACUCGUCCAACGGCCACUCGUCCACGUUCAAGACGCCAAAGAAGAAGGACAACUUUACCAACAAAAUACGCGCGAUGUCCGAUCGCACGCAGAAGCUCUUCUCGCGCAUCUACUCCACCAACAACGGGGGCGGGGGAGGUACGAGUGUGGCGAAGGGUUACCACCUUUCCGCCACCAAGUCACUGAAGAAGUCCACCGGAAAGCUGUCGGAGGCGAGCCGUCGAAGUGUAAGCUACGGCGCACUGCCCGGGCUGGCCGAUUUCCAGAAGAACGUUUCCAAAGAGCAGCGGGAGGAUGUCUACGAGGAUGUGGAAAAGCAACCGGACGCAGUUCCACCGGGCAAGCAGCAGCAUCCGAUCGACGAUCUCGAUACGGAGCUGCUGGUUAGUGGUGGAACAGUGAUCGCGAUCGGUGGUAGUACCGGCCACACGGAUGCAGAAGAUGGCGAUUCGGGUAUUCUUGUGAACGAAUCCGGUGCGUCCUCCAUCCUCGAGACGGACGAUGUGUUUCACGAGCAGGGUGCCAGAAUACCGAACAUACCGACCAAGGUGCUGAACGGUAGUGGGGCAGAGUCGCAGGAGUUCAAGCUGGUCACUAUACGGUUAGACGAGCCGGUGGAAUUGGUGGCAGAAACGGGCGCAGAGGAUGGAAGUGGUUUGGGUAUUAUCAUCACCCCGAUUGCCACCACGGAGGGUGAGGUCAGCAAUCGCUACAAGGUGGCCCACGUUCUGCCCGGAGGACUUGUUUGCAGGGAAGGUUCGAUUAAACCGAACGAUGAAAUUGUCAACAUCCUCGGGAAGCGACUGCGUGGUUUGUCGAUGCGUCAGGUGCAGGAGUUGCUCAAUAGUUGUGCACGGCGCGGUACUGGCCGCACCAGCAUCGAUCUUGUCAUUUGUCGCAGCAGGGCAAAUGGCAUCGAUCACCAAGACGACGACGAUCACCACCAUCAGCAACAGCAGCAAAGACCACCGUCCGUUAACAGACGGUUGUUCCGCAAUAGCCGCAAAAUAUCGCUCGACUCGUACUUGGAAGACGAACGACCGGAUCACAGUGGAAGCGAGACUGGUUCCGAGCAGGAUACUACCAACUACACGUCGAUUGCUAUCAAAAUCGACGGUAACAAGUACAACACGCUCGGAACUCCCCGACGUUCGAAGCAGCCACUCUCGAUGGUUUACAAGCAGCAACAGCAGUCCCAACAGUCUCAGCCACCUUCCUUAAACACCGUCGUAACCUGCGAUGGUAUCCCCGGCACGGAAGUGGACUCGCAGCCACCGUCGCUCGAUUGCACCAAACGUCGUUCGUUCACCAAAAACGUUACCCCGACGCAACCAUCCAACACGUCCUCGAAAGUCGUCCGCCGAUCGCUUGUGGGCAAACAGUCCAACCAUCUCCCGCAAACUACGCAGCUCGUCACAACUGCCCGCAGUACGAUGAAUCUGUGUGACGACGAAAAGCUGGAACUGCACGCAUCCACCUCCGAUGAUGCGGAAACGAGCAGCGGAACCAGUUCGCUCGAGCUGGACAAAUCUACCGCCAGCAACUUCUGCACCCUGCCGAGACGUCCGAAGUCGUCUGCGCUGUGCUCGUUCCAUACGGUCGCGUUCGAGAAGGGUCCGGGCAAGAAGUCGCUCGGGUUCACCAUUGUAGGAGGCCGUGAUAGUCCACGGGGUGCGCUUGGUAUCUUCAUCAAGAGUAUCCUGCCGACCGGUCAGGCAGCAGAGGACGGUCGAUUGCGGGCCGGUGACGAGGUGCUCGCAGUGAAUGGGCAGGUUUGUCACGAUCUUACCCAUCUGGAGGCGGUGAAGCUGUUCAAGAGCAUCAAAACGGGUGAAAUUGUGCUGCAGCUGUGCCGGCGUAACAAAUCCACCCACCGGUCGAUGGACAUCGAUGCGAAUGCGUGCUGAUGCGAGUGGGAAGAGUUUUUAGCAAGACUUAUUAGCUGGUAGGACAAACCGUGUACGAAGGUGAUUGUACAGCAGAAAACCUUUGUUGCGUUAGGACAGAUCAGGGUUCUACUUAGUAGACUGCGGGUAAGUUAAAGCGCGUGGUGCUGUUAGUACAGUGGGUAGCAGUGUGAAUAUCAUGCACUGGAUCCUGUUUCAUAGCUGGCUAACCACCGACACAAUGGGGAGCAGCAGUGCUGUCUAGUGUGGCGUGUGUAGAGUUAGAACUUUAGUAUGUGGCGUAAGUGAAGGCGUCUAUAUGUAUGUGGUAAUGAAUGUAAUUAAAAUAUGAACAGAAAU
Molecule: messenger RNA, 4503 nt
Organism: Anopheles moucheti
Lineage: Eukaryota; Metazoa; Arthropoda; Insecta; Diptera; Culicidae
Product: serine-rich adhesin for platelets-like
Exons: 7
Coding region: 643-4164 (1173 amino acids)
Molecular function (GO): protein binding
Source: RefSeq, a predicted model, not a curated record